CCCAUGCCCCCCCCCCAUAAUCUCCACUGUAAGCCCCCCAUAAAUCUCAUGGUGUUUUGACAGACACCCCAAUAUCCUGCAAAGCCGAGCUCUGAAGUGCUCCUGGACUCUGUUUGCCAGACACUGGGAAUGGGCGUUGGGGUGUGUCACUUGGGGAUUCCCUGUUUGGGUCAUUCCCUCUGGAAGACUCCAAUCAUCUGAAGAAGUGGGCUGUGCCCAGGAAAGCUCAUGAUACCAUCUUCAUGUUUUGUUAGUCUAUAAAGUGCUACCAGACCAUUUGUUUUUUAGAUAGUUAUAAAUACUCAGCUAUUACUUUCUCUGUCAACAUCAGACACAAUGAAUUCUGCACAAGCCUCACUCUCACUCCUUGUACACACAGUUCUGGGAGAUGAUCAGCACAGCCUGGUGGAUUCUGGGGAACAAGUGAAGCCCCAGGGACCCUCAACACCAGCACAGGGACGGAUGCCAGGGCCAGAGCCCUAGUGGGACAUUUCUCACCAAAGCCUCCAGGGCUGGGAUGUCUCUGGCUGGCUCUUUCCAAUCCAGCAAACAGCCUGUGUUAGCUGCAGGGAGGAGAACAGCUGGUUGUUGCUGAAGGCAAGGCAGAGCCUGAGCUCAGGAAAUCAAAACUAAUUCUGUUCCCCAGGCCAGGGGAGCCAUGGCUGCAGCAAGCCCCAUGGAAAGUCUCCGGAAGGAAGCAACGUGUCCCCUCUGUCUGGAGUAUUUCACGGACCCGGUGAUCACAGCCUGCGGGCACAAUUUCUGCCGCGCCUGCCUCAGCCGGUGCUGGGAAGGACCUGGCCCAGCUGCCUCCUGCCCGCAGUGCAGGGACCCUGUGCAGCAGGAUGUCCUCCCGCACAACAGGCAGCUGGCAAACAUGGUAGAAUUAGUCAAACAGCUGAGCCUGCCAGCAGCGCAGGAGCCAGGCGAGGGCGAGGUGUGCGGGACGCACCAGGAGGCGCUGAAGCUGUUCUGUGAGGAGGAUCAAGCCCCCAUCUGUGUGGUCUGCAGAGAGUCCCGGGCGCACCGCACGCACAUGGUGGUUCCUUUAGAGGAGGCUGCCCAGGAGUACAAGGAAAAAUGCAAGGCCCAUUUGAAGACUCUGAGGGAAGAGAGAGAAAAGCUGCUGAGAUGGAAAGCGACAGGCGAGGGGAGAAGCAAGGAGUAUCUGGUAGGUGCCUCUGGCUAUCAGUGGUGUAGCAAGCAUGGAGGCAGGGGGAUGGGAGGGCAGUUGCCCCGGGUGCCAUUCUAG
This is a messenger RNA of Pelodiscus sinensis (Chinese soft-shelled turtle), 1252 nucleotides long. The record is from RefSeq and is a predicted model, not a curated record. Lineage: Eukaryota; Metazoa; Chordata; Testudines; Trionychidae.